AAAAAUAUUUAAAAAUGAAUACUUUAUUCGCGUGUUUCGUCGCAUCCCUGGCCGUCGCACAGGUAGCUCUCGGGGACGACCCGUUAGCCGCGGCAAAGUGUCGGUCCCUUCAUCACGUGGACGUGGAACCGGUGGGCACACAGUAUAUGAACCAGAAUUGUGAGCUAGAUUGUAAUGUUCACGGUACCGUCUACCACCACAAUAUGUCCGAGGGGUUGGCAUGCCCUGGGCUGAAUGCAACUAAAAAUGUGUGCAUUGGUGGCAAAUGUGUGGCUCCCAUUAAAUUGGGUUACAUUGACAUCGAGAUGAGCUCGGCCUCCCUGGCCAAAGCCGUUUCCGCUUACGCUGACGUGUGCCUACAAAAUUCAUCCACAACUGUAGAGCUACCUAUUGUAAAUCGUACAACGUGUGUCACGUGUCAAACUAAAGUGGCACCCACCUCUACCAACCCCAUAUGGGGUGUGGUAUGUACGGGCUCACACAACUUCCAAUGGGUACAGGAGUCCCGCGUGACCUUUGAACUCUGGGAACAGGGAUCCGGCAAAAAUACAUUCGGAGGUGGCGCCUCCCUGUUGAUCACCGAGUUAUUGGCUCAUGGUGAUAGUCAUAAAAGCAUUCAAUUGUCUCUGGCCAGAGGUGAUAAUUCAGGGAAAAUGACCGUGAUGGUCACGUGGACUCCCAAAUAAAUUAGCAGCUUGAUUAUUUCAAAAUAAAAGAUUGUUUAUCAUUAUUAAAUAUAUAAAAUAAAAAUUUUAAUAUUCGAAUACUUUAGUUUCUCACUAUGGCUAGUAAUAAAUAUAGUGAACUGUUUAUGAUAAAAUAAAAAUGGGUUAUUUAAACUUGAAA
Oppiella nova is the source of this 846-nucleotide messenger RNA. The record is from the annotation of a GenBank genome assembly. NCBI's taxonomy places the organism in Eukaryota, Metazoa, Arthropoda, Arachnida, Sarcoptiformes, Oppiidae.